UUUCCCCUGGUGGAUGCCUCUAAUUUGUGUUUUUUUAGUUGUGUCUAAUGCUCUCCGAGGGCGUCGGCGUGUCCACGUCAUAAGCGUCGCUGCUCUGGCGGCUUGCUUCCACUGUCGGCAGUCAGUUGUUGCUGUUGUGCUGGGUGUUGCUGUUGUGCUUGGUGUUGCUGCUGCUGUUGCUGUUGCUGCUGUUGCUGCUGCUGCUGUUGCUGCUGCUCAUGUUGCUGCUGUCGUCGCUGUCGCCAUAUCGCUGCUAUUCCCGCAUAGACCGCCCAGCUGCGCGGAGACAUCUUCACUCGCUGAGUUGCCGCGCGUCGCGUUGGUUCGCCGCAGUUCCGUCCGUCCUCCGUCCUCCGUCGCGAUGAUGUCCACUCUGCCCCAAUCCCCUCGAGCGGGGGGUGGCGGAGCAGGGGGUGGAGACACCACCCUGGCCGCCCUAGGCGCCCACAUGGCCCCCUGUCGCGACACCACGCCCGAGCAGCUGGCCCAGCUGAUAGACGCCCACCUGGGGGAUCUGCGCCAGGAGCAGCCCAACUGGACCAUCAGCUCUUCGAAGGUGGCCGGUCGCGGGGUGUUUGCCACCAGGGACAUAGCCGCCGGCGAGCUCAUCUUCCAGGAGCGGGCCCUGGUCACGGGACCAACGGCCAGGAAGGGCCAACUGAGCAGCUGCAUCUGCUGCCACGAGACCUUGCCGCAGACGGGAUUUCUCUGCCGGCAUCGCUGCACCCUGCCCGUUUGUGAAUCCUGCUCGGACUCCGUGGAGCACCAAGCGGAGUGCGAGCACUAUCGCCGCUGGCAGCCCAUGGAUGCGGAUGCGAUGGAGGAGCAGGUGAAUCCACUGUCCCUGCGUAUCCUCACCGCCGUGAGGGUCUUCCACCUGGGCAAGGAGCAACGGCAUCUGGUUGACGCCAUGCAGGCGAAUGCGGAGCGGGCCUACAGGCGGGAGAUUAUCAAGGCGGCCCAGUGCUUCCGCAACUUUCCCACCACGGAUCGCGGAUUCAUGGACCAGCUGUUCCGGAUCGUGGGUGUCCUCAAUACGAACGCCUUCGAGGCGCCCUGCCGCUCCGGCGGCCACGAGACGCUGCUGAGGGGUCUGUUCCCGCUGACGGCGAUCAUGAACCACGAGUGCACCCCAAACGCCAGCCACUACUUCGAGAACGGGCGACUGGCGGUGGUGCGGGCUGCCCGGGACAUUCCCAAGGGCGGCGAGAUCACCACCACCUACACCAAGAUCCUCUGGGGCAACCUCACGAGGAACAUCUUCCUUAAGAUGACCAAGCACUUUGCCUGCGACUGCGCCCGCUGCCACGACAAUACAGAGAACGGAACCUAUUUGUCGGCACUCUUUUGCCGGGAGCAGGGCUGUCGUGGCCUGGUUAUCCCCGUCCAGACCAAGACACUGCAACCGGACUGGCGGUGCAUCACCUGCGAGAACGUGUUCCCCCACUCGAAGAUGGCCAAGUACCAGGACUUCGCCCUGAACACCAUCAACAACAGGAUCAACUCGUGCAGUGUCCGGGACAUGAUCCACUUCAUCAACGAGCUGUGUCCGCGCUUCUGUCCCUCCUCGAACUACGUGCUCAUCGAGGCGAAGCUGAAUGUCAUCUGGCGGAUGACGCGGUUCGACCGGGAGGAGUACACCCCCGAGGAGAUGGGCCACAUGGAUCGGUAUCGGGAGGAGGUCCUGGCCAUACUCCACAAGUUGGGCGCCGGCGAGUGCACCCUGAAGAAGCUGAUCACCGGGGAGAUUCAGUGAUCCAGAGAGCUCCCGAACUUGUGAAUAAUGUUUUUUUUUUUUGUUCAUGUGUGCGUGAGCGAGUGUUUUUGUGAAUGAAUGGGUAUUCUUUGGGCUCGCCCUUUGUUGCUAUUUUAUUUGUAGUCACUUAAGGAAACCAAUAAACACCGGACUAUGUCUCUUUAUCAAA
Drosophila subpulchrella is the source of this 1925-nucleotide messenger RNA. RefSeq names its product SET domain-containing protein SmydA-8 (gene SmydA-8). The record is from RefSeq and is a predicted model, not a curated record. Bases 14 to 1756 code for a protein of 580 amino acids. Gene Ontology annotation, molecular function: protein binding. NCBI's taxonomy places the organism in Eukaryota, Metazoa, Arthropoda, Insecta, Diptera, Drosophilidae. The transcript is spliced from 2 exons.